CUGCUUCACGUCUAAAAACUAUCGAAGUCAGCACACACUGCCCAUCACGACUUCUACGCUUGCGUCAUCCAGAAAGGCUACAAGAGCAACAACCCGUAUGUCAAGAGCAACGACUGCUCAUGCUAAUGACGCUUUUUCUACACCGAUUCGUUCAACACCUUUGCUGACUGUCUUGCCUCGUGGUUCUACCAAUGCUAUGGUCACGAAACGUAAAUUCACGUCACAAAUACACACAACACAAAUUUCUAGCGCCAAUAAUUCCGUCCAGUCAACGUCAGCCACAACUCGUAAAACAACGACACAACCGAUUGCAAAUUCAGACGUGACUGUAAUAGCAAAUGAAGGAAAAUCGAGUUCUUCGAACACCAUAAUGUACGCAGCAGUUGCUGCUGCAAUUGGAGUCAUUGUUUUAAUCGUGUUUGUAAUUUCUGCUUUUCUCUUCCGGAUACGAAAAGCAAGCAAGCUGGAGUCCGAGACAUUUAACUCACAUUUGGCAGGAAGACCAUACGCACGCAGCGUUGUUGAUAAUUCUACAAACUCACAUGCUCACUUUGCUAAACGCGGAUCAGCAAUGAACGUAACUGUCUAUUGUGAUCCUACAACAUCAAUGAUGAGGAAACCAACACGAGCAUCAUCUCAAAGUGCAAACGGUGUAAUGACAGGCGCUCAUUUUACUAAACAGGAAUCAGCAAUGAACGUAGAAGUAUGCUGUGAUCCUACCCUAUCAAUGAUGAGAAACCCAACACAAAGACCAACUGAUGUGAUUGAAGAUGAGGAGGGAUACUCAUCCUGCGCUCUUGUAGACACAUUUCAAAGAGGGAGAAAAGAGAAAAUGCAUCUUGGUUUUUCGAAUAAGUUAUUUGACACGCAGGUUGAGUUGCCCGCUCCCGAGGCAAAGGCAACGCUAAAGAAGCAAAACGUAUACACAACGUCACCGUGUGCAAAUGCAAACUACGAUAAUAGUAAUGAUCAGUACUGGGAACCGGCUUCCACGGAAUGGGAACUUUACAGUCAACUUGAACAGCGGCAAUACAGAAAGAUCGACAGAAGUGACGUCACCGACAGGAAAGCGAUUGGAUCAGGGGAAUUUGGCGUUGUAGAGAAAGUAGUGUGGAAAGUGCAUGAUGGAAGGAAGCUGGCAGUCGCGGUCAAGACUCUGGCAAAUGAAGCCAAUGCUGAUGACCGCGUCAAAUUUCUUCGUGAGGCAGCAAUUAAUGGUCAAUUUCUCCAUCAAAAUGUCGUUCGUCUCUAUGGCGUCGUCACCGUUGGAUCUCCGAUACUUUUGGUUUCGGAAUACAUGGAAAAUGGUGAUCUCAGCACUACCUUGAGGAACAGAGACCAGAGUAUGCAGCAAGUGUGGCGUGAAUAUCUUGUGUCACAUGAUCUAGUUGUUGUUUUUGAUAGGCGUAGCGGACAGUGUUGCCUUUUGGACUUUAACAGAACCUUACUGAAAAUGUGUCGUGAUAUCGCAAGUGGAAUGGAAUAUUUUUCACGCAAGUAGUUUGUUCACAGAGAUUUGGCUGCAAGAAACAUUUUGGUGAACAAAGAGCUGACUUGCAAGAUUGCAGAUUUUGGCAUGGCACGCGACGUCUCUGACGACAGCUGCUACACGACAAAAGGCGGGAAAGUCCCAAUAAGAUGGUGUGCUCUUGAGGCUUUGAAUUAUAACCAAUAUUCGUCUGCCAGCGACGUGUGGAGCUAUGGAAUUGUCCUCUUUGAAGUGUGGACAUUGGCACUACGUCCUUACAAUCGCAUGACAAACAACAAGGUGAUAAAUAGGGUUGACCUUGGAUAUCGCCUUCCUCCCCCUCCAGGAUGCUCUCGUUCUCUUUAUCAUCUCAUGAUUGACUGUUGGCAUCCUUACUCCGAUGAAAGACCGAGUUUUGGAAACAUCGUGCAGAGGCUUCGAGUGUCUGACGAAUUUCUUUUGAAUAACAGAAAAGAAGAGGAAGGGAUUGAAGGUAAACUCGGAGACAAGCUGGACGUGUCAGAAAACUGCUACACAGACUUGCAACACAUCUAUACAAAAUAUUUAUUGUGAAACAUCGUAUAUAUUAUAAACUGGUACGCAAUGUGUAAAUAAAUCUUGUAAAAUUUUGCUAUUCUAUUCUAGCUAUCUGAGUGAUGGUUGCUAAAACUAGUUAUUGCACUAUUGGUAUUGUAUCUACAAUUGGACGUUGUC
Messenger RNA from Corticium candelabrum, 2182 nucleotides. RefSeq lists its product as uncharacterized. The transcript has 11 exons. Gene Ontology annotation, molecular function: transmembrane receptor protein tyrosine kinase activity; ATP binding. Gene Ontology annotation, cellular component: signaling receptor complex; plasma membrane. Gene Ontology annotation, biological process: positive regulation of kinase activity; protein phosphorylation; multicellular organism development. NCBI's taxonomy places the organism in Eukaryota, Metazoa, Porifera, Homoscleromorpha, Homosclerophorida, Plakinidae. The record is from RefSeq and is a predicted model, not a curated record.